UGGUUUAUUUGAAGUUUGAAGUAUGUGAGUGGGCUGUCUGCUGCUAUAAAAUUGCUCAAAAGACGCAAAUAAAUAACUGAGAUAUUAAAACCUAAACAUGUUAUUUAUUUUUCCGUUAAUAUUUUUUAUGGAUAGUAAAUGUUUUAAUCGACAUUUGAGCCCAACGUUAAUAUAACUGUACUACAUUUGUGCUCGUCUGUUUUGAUGUGCAUAAAAAUGGCGAGAAUUAAUAAUUCUUUUUUAUUGGGUUUACUAAUUGCUUCUAUAACUUGGACCAUAUCUUUGUAUUUGUACUGGUUGUUGAAUCAAAGUGGCGACACUAAUAAGAUUAUUCAGGAAAAUAAAAUGCAUUAUCACUUAGUAAAUUCAGCAGAGAAGGACCGUAUUAAAAACAAUGAUAAGUCUAUUGCAGCAUUAAAAGGUAAAAGUAUGCUCUAUGAUAGCCCUGCAGCCAAUAAUAAAUACUUGGGUAAGAUGUGGAAAUAUCAAAAAAACAAUACAGAUUACAAACAAAAGCUCAUGCAAAAAGAAAAAUUUGCUAAACUACUGGGAAUGAAGAAAGCUGCUAAACCUGACAAAAGCUUAGAAAAUCAGUAUGGACUCAUUAGAAAUGCUGAAGAUGUGAUAUUAAGGGAAGAGGGUUACAAUCUGCAUGCAUUUAAUGCACUUAUUUCCCAGAGGAUCGGAAACCAUAGGAUAAUACCUGACACCAGAAACAAAAUGUGCCGAGUCAUAAAAUAUGAGAAGAAAUUGCCAAAAGCAUCAAUAAUUAUCUGCUUUUACAAUGAACAUUUUGAAACCCUAAUGAGAUCAAUUCAUUCAAUAUUGGACCGCACUGACUUGAGGUAUAUGAAGGAGAUAAUUUUAGUGGAUGACUACAGUGAUUUAGAUGGAUUACAUGAGAAUGUUAAGAAUGCUGUAGAUGAUCUCAAUAGUAUGCUGAAAAAGGAAGAAGAAAUGUUGGAGACAAAUAAAAUUGAGAUAGAUGUAAUGGAUUAUUUUAAUGACGACGAUGAAAAGUCUACAGAGAAAACAUCAAAGUCUAAAAUUGGCAUUAAUAUACGGCUAUUGAGAACAAGUAAAAGGGAAGGUUUGAUCCGGGCAAGGUUGUAUGGAGCUGAUAAUGCAGUUGGCGAGGUUUUGGUGUUUCUGGAUUCUCAUAUAGAGGUUAAUGUGGAUUGGCUGCGUCCUUUGCUGGGACGUCUUUCGGAGGGUGUAGAUGGCGUCAAUGUGCGGUAUUCACAUCGGGCCCUAGCCCCUGUAAUAGAUGUCAUUAACUCAGACACAUUUGAUUAUUCUACAAGUCCUUUAGUAAGAGGUGGUUUUAAUUGGGGACUUCAUUUCAAAUGGGACAGUUUACCCAAAGGAUCUAUGAAAGAAUUUAUGGAUUUGGUGAAACCGAUCAAAACACCCACAAUAGCAGGCGGUUUGUUUGCUAUAUAUCGUGAAUAUUUCAAUUUCAUUGGCAAAUAUGACGCCGGUAUGAACGUGUGGGGUGGAGAGAACUUGGAAUUAUCUUUCAGGAUAUGGAUGUGCGGUGGUAUGUUAGAGCUAAUACCUUGUAGUCGAGUUGGUCACGUGUUCCGGAAAAGAAGACCUUAUGGUAUGAACGAGAAAGAAGAUUUUAUGGCGCGCAACUCUAUGCGCAUGGCCCGGGUAUGGAUGGAUGAAUAUGUGGCAAAAGUGAUUGAGAUAAAUCCAUCAGCAGCUCGUGUUGACAUUGGGGAUAUAUCAGAAAGGAAAGAGUUGAGGAAACGUCUCAAGUGUAAAACAUUCAGAUGGUAUUUAGAGAAUGUUUACCCUGAAUUAGAGAUGAGUGAAGAUUCUUUACUCAAGAAACGUAUGGCCAUUCUUAAUGAUCCCGAGAGGCAUAAGUUCCAGCCGUGGCACUCCAGGAAGCGUAAUUACACGGAUUCUUAUCAAAUUCGCCUUAAAGGUUCGACCUUAUGCGUCCAAAGCGCUAAGGACAUCAAGACUAAAGGCAGCCGAUUGGUGCUCGCUAAAUGCAGGAGAGGCAUACAGCAGAUAUGGUAUGAGACUGAUCGUCAUGAGUUGGUACUCAGUGGGACACUUUGCUUGGACGCUGUUAACACCAUGGCUCCGAUACUGGGCAAAUGUCACGAACUUGGCGGAACUCAGGAAUGGAAACACAAGGGAGAGGCUGGAAGUCCUAUUUACAACACUGCUGUAGGUAUGUGUUUGGGCGUAGAGCGGGCUUACCUUCGGGAGCCAUUGGUUAUGGUCAUAUGUGACAACCAAGAUACCAAUCAAUGGGAUUUCUAUCGCUCUUAAAUCAUAAUACUCAUAAAAGGUACUGGUAGAUAUAAGUAUUCAUAUAAUCAUAUAGUCAUAUUACUACUAUUUAAGACUUUCUCACACUUUAUGUAAAAUAGUGACGGAUUUAACAGAUAACUUUAUCAAUCUACAAGGAUCUUGAGGCAUCUUUUUGACAUUGACAGGUGACUGUUUUUAGAGUUGCCAGUAAGAAAAUAAUUCCCAAAUUCUUUCGAUAAUCUCCCCAGUUUAGAACAAAACCAAACUAUAUGACGACUUUUUACCUGAUCCCCCUCUUUAAUCACUAAGUAUCAUGUGGUAUAAAAAAGUAUAAGCUUUUACUAUCCAGAAUUAACAAUAAGUUAGCAUCAUGGUCAUGACUUCUCAGUAAAUAACUACAUAGGUCAGUUCAUAUGACCUUUUUAAGGAAUCUCGAAAUUAUAAAAAUGGCAACAUUCAUCAAUGCAGUUGCCACUCUCUCCUUGGUCAAAAAUAACGCUUUUCAGAUGACAUUGUUAGUUAAUAAAAUUGCUAACUGACAAAUGAUCCUUGUAGAUCCAAUUCAAUUCAAAUAAUUAUUAGUUUUCUCGAUUAAACUGUAACAUUCUAUUUACCGCCCAUCAAAUCCGUCAGUUUUCAACUCAUUUAUUCAAAUGUGAUAAAAAUUAUUUUCUUUAUAUCGAGAUUAUUCUCCGAUCAUGGUUAAAGUCUCAAAAAUGUUUCGAUAUAUUUUUUUAUUUUUAUAUAUUGACUGAUUACAAAAAAUCAAUUAUAAAAGGCAUGAAUCUCAUGUGAUUUUUUACGUAAAUUAUUUUUCAUUUUAUUUUA
Messenger RNA from Papilio polytes (common Mormon), 3102 nucleotides. Its product is annotated as polypeptide N-acetylgalactosaminyltransferase 35A-like. NCBI's taxonomy places the organism in Eukaryota, Metazoa, Arthropoda, Insecta, Lepidoptera, Papilionidae. The coding region runs from base 205 to 2292 and encodes 695 amino acids. Gene Ontology annotation, biological process: regulation of Notch signaling pathway. Gene Ontology annotation, cellular component: Golgi apparatus. The record is from RefSeq and is a predicted model, not a curated record. Gene Ontology annotation, molecular function: Notch binding. The transcript is spliced from 11 exons.